This is a messenger RNA of Frieseomelitta varia, 5139 nucleotides long. RefSeq names its product ubiquitin carboxyl-terminal hydrolase 31-like. Gene Ontology annotation, molecular function: cysteine-type deubiquitinase activity. The record is from RefSeq and is a predicted model, not a curated record. The coding region runs from base 201 to 2987 and encodes 928 amino acids. Gene Ontology annotation, biological process: protein deubiquitination. Lineage: Eukaryota; Metazoa; Arthropoda; Insecta; Hymenoptera; Apidae. The transcript is spliced from 4 exons.
CAGAAGCGUCAUGAAAUCGUGGAAGCUUGCGAUAAAGGCAAAUGGCCGCCGUAGUGUACGAGAGCGGGUUACGUGUAUGAUGUUUUACCGCGAGCAGUUUUUUGACAUACGGCGUGUAAAAGGCGGACGGGGUGAUCGAUCGACGAGAAGCGUGAUGUGAACGGGAAACGUGGGCUCGAACGGUGUUCCCGUGGCCGGCGAUGGACGGUGAGAAUGCCAGUGCGGUGAUGAAAUCGGUAUCGGAGGGUGAGCUGGGCGUGGAAGAGGUUAAAUUAUCGGAGCUAAAGGCAGAAGAGUCUGCCUCGCGUUUGAAGCGUACGUUCACGUUGCCGCGGAAUCCGUUUCGGAGUGCCAGUAGGAUGUUACGGCGACGUCCGAAACAGAAUCGCGAUACAAAGGACGGUAGUAGUGCGGCGAGCACCAAAGACAGGAACAAUAUGCAGCAACAUCAGCAGCAAGUGGAGAGCAUGCAACAGAACGUGGGCCGACUGCAUGGCAGUCAAAGCUAUCCGGAUCGACCAGGCGUGAAGAAAGUGUUCCGAAGGCCCUCGUGGCGGAAGUUUAUUAACAAGAUGGUCCAGCACAUGUCCAACGUGGGCACGCAGAACCACAAAACGUCGCAUAGGGAUGAUUUCGGGUCCAGUGCCGGAGACAUAAGGGUACCACCACCUAGGCCGGCGCACAUACCACCUGACAGGGUGCCAGGGGUCAUAGGUUUACGCAAUCACGGUAACACGUGUUUCAUGAACGCUGUAUUGCAGUGCCUGUCGCAUACGGACAUACUCGCGGAAUAUUUUGUGCUGGACCAGUACAAAGUCGAUCUGUCGAGGAGGAACAAACUGAACUCGAAGAAGUACGGGACAAAGGGGGAGAUUACCGAGCAGUUGGCCCUUUUGUUGAAGGCCAUCUGGAGUUGCCAAUACGACCCGGAAAUGAGCACGGCGUUUAAGAGCGUCGUUGACAAAUACGGAAGCCAGUAUCGUGGCAACUUGCAGCACGACGCUCAGGAGUUUUUGCUAUGGCUGUUGGACAAAGUGCACGAGGACUUGAAUCAAGCCACCAAGAAAAAAUAUAAAAUCAUCAAGAAUUCGUUCGGCAGACCGGAUGACAUUGUCGCGGCGGAAACCCUGGCGAAUCAUGUCCGCUGCAACAAUUCGUUUGUGCACGCGGUGUUCCAAGCCCAGUUUCGGUCUAGUCUAACUUGUCCAAGAUGUCAUCGACAAUCGAACACGUUUGACCCUUUCCUAUGCGUGUCAGUGCCUGUACCGCAAAAUCACCGGCAGAUGAACCUUUUUGUGAAUGUCCUCUAUACGUCGCAACAACCACGGCAAGUGAAGAUCGGCGUGAGCGUGAACCAGACGGCCAAUGUCAGAGAGCUGAGAGAGAUACUGGCCAGCGACACCGGCAUCGACGAGAAUCACAUGUUACUCACGGAAAUUCACGACGAAGGAUUUCAUAGAACAUUCUGCGAUUGCCAACCUUUAUCUGUGAUCACGGAAAACGACCCGCUUUAUUGUAUAGAACUGCCACAAUUGAAAGAGCCAGCGGAGCAAGCGUAUAUCUUACUCGUCUGGAUUAAUGUUCUUGUAAAAGGAGACUUGAGGCAACGUUUUGGCAGUCCAUACACCAUGCAAGUGUCUAGAGAAACGUCGUACGAGGAUCUACAAAAACUUUUGCUAAAGGAGAUGCACAGUGUUCUGGCUGACGAUGUUCUUACUUCGAGUCAGAGUCCUGGAUUAUUUAACAUCCGCGUGGCGGAUCCCGCUGCAACGCCUAUCCAGGAUGAGCAUCCGUGUAUAGAUCCCUGUGUGGAACAUCCCCUUUACACGGAGCAGAUCGAGCAAGCGUUGGCCCUCUGUGCCGAUGACUCCGGCCCUCAGCAUGUAAAAUUAAUUCUGGAGUGGGACGAGGCUACCAAGUGUAAUAUUAUUCAAGACGACAGUGAUCAAAUUGAAGAGCAUGCCAGUGUGAAGCAGUUGAAAACGAAUUCAGAGCUCGGCGGAGCUGUUACUUUGGAAGAAUGUUUCGAUCUGUAUACGAGAGCAGAGAUAUUAGGGGCAGAGGACGCGUGGCACUGUCCGUACUGCAAUAAGAAACAAGAGGUUGUGAAGAAAUUAGGACUUUGGUCUUUACCUGAUAUCUUGGUCAUUCACUUGAAAAGAUUUCGACAACAGUCUAAACAAAGAUCCACGUCCAAAUUAACUAUGUUAGUCGAUUUUCCUUUGUACGGUUUUGAUAUGACACCCCAUCUCGCUCAUAGUGGAGUUCAAACGCAUAACAACGUUAGUAGUUUAGGUGGUCUAGGUUGGUCACCCUGGAAGAAACCUAGACCUCGUCAGCAAAAUAUUCCAAAAUACGACGAAAACGUUUACGAUCUUUAUGCGAUUUGUAAUCAUCACGGGCAAGAUUUACAGGGUGGUCACUAUACUGCGUUCUGCCGGAAUCCGUAUGAUACUCAGUGGUAUUGUUUCGAUGAUACCCGAGUAGAGGCCGUGAAUGAUACCAAUUUAAUAACAAAUGCCGCGUACAUGUUAUUUUAUCAACGAAGGGGAUUGACUAAUAAUUCUGGAAACUCUUCGGCUGCUUCUACAAGCUCAGCCGGGUCUGGACUUGAUCACUGGGUCUCGAAAAUGCCACCGUUUUAUUUCAACAAUAAGACUAAUAACAAUGUUUCCAACAACAAUCAAAGCAAAUCGCAGGAAGUGUUAUGCCAAGAUAAGAUUGUGGAGGAGAAGAACAUAACGAAUUUCAAUAGGGGAUGUCGCAAUUAUGCUACUUUACAACCGAAGAAAAGGAACGUUGCGACGGAAACGGAUAUCGGUCAGAUUGAUCAUUACUCGGACGAUGAAGCACCGUGCAGAAGAGAAUGGGCCUCACCGAAACCUGUUCGAAAAAUGUCGUCCAUUACGUUAAUCCCACAAUCUACGAUAAUUCACAGUGCCAGUAGUGAUCCAGACACAACGAUAAUACACGAGUCGACAUUGUAACACACAAUUUAAGCCAGAUCUCAUCUGGCUUGAGCAACGCUCAAUGUUUAGUGCCUGGGACAUGGUGUGUGAACGAUCAGAAAUAAAUUAGAAUUGGAGAGUAUAAAGACAAUUUUUCGCGAAACUUAAGUCCAUUCGUUUCGUAUCGAAGACUUAAUAUAGUCUGUUUAGAAAAUCUUUCGCUCCGAAUUUAUACAUAUAAAGUUGCUUUUCUUUUUUGUAUUAUCUAAACAUCAACCGAGCAAAGAGCCUCUCUAAUUUCUUUUGUUUUGAUAUUAAAAGGAAAAAAAAUAAAAUAAAACUGUGACAUUAGACGGAUGUUUCCUGAGAAUGUAAGUAUAACUGGAGGCAUUAGUGAUUUUUGUAUUUAUAUCGUGUUUACACAAAUUGCGUGAAUUGUAUUGUACAUUCUAGUUGUUAGAAAACUUUUUAAGAAAAGGACAAAUAUUAUAUUCAGUAUCAAAAACUACGAAUCCCUUAUUUACAAAUUGUCUAUUGUUAAUACUUAGAUCUUCAACGCAAUAGGUAAUUAAUGUUCUACAUAUGUCCAGCAAGAAUGUACGUGUGUCAAAGAAACUUUGUACGCGAUUUUCUUUUUUCUUCUUUUUUUUUUUUUUCUCUCUCCAUUUGCGAUUCAGAGAUCGCAUACGUCGCGUUACAAUGAAACUAUGACAAUAACUGAACCUUGUGCGCAACAAGAUUCACGUAUUACAGAGUGACUUCAUUUUCAAUAAUAAUUCUUGCCUGGACAUACUAUGUAGUCGCUAACCAUUGCUUUGAAUCUAUGCUUAAUUAUAAUAUUUAUAUUAUAUUUGUAUCACCCACUAGUGGCCUUAUCUCCAUAAUUAACAUUGAUAUGUCAUUUGCAAUCAUACAUGCAUACUUACCAUUUCGACGGCGUUUUAUUACAAAACAUUGACAUUAUGUCGUGAAAGCCACCAAAUUAUAUAACGUACUCUUUGGAUUCUGACAAAUCGACGACCAAGAAAAUCCAUACUUCCAUUUUCAAAGUCUCGUUCUUCCUACAAACAAUCGGCGUAAUUAAAUUUUAUCAUUCGGAAAAAUGAGAUAGCGUGUCGGUUCUUAGGAGAGUGGCUUUCUUAAUAUAUCCUUCAGCGAUGGUUUCCUUUCUUUCUUCUCUUUUAUUGUCAAAUACUCUAAUCUCUCAGUUGCUACGAUCAUUCCACUUGAACGUGUUUCUGAAUAGAAGAUGAUGGAAAGCGCGGAAGCAUGAAAGUGAAACAGAUUAUAUACGUACACGUACACAUAUGCACAUAAGUGUAUAAUUUGCGAGUGAAAGAUAUUUAAGUUAUUUUAAAAGUAACAUUUACUGCUAGUCACACGUAUCGUGGACAGGGGGUAGCAAUGUGGGCAAUGUAACGAAUUAGAGAUGCAAUUCAAAUUGAAAGGUUGAAGUAAACUAACGUGAGGUAUGUUCCGGUGUGUACGUAAACAGAUAAACGGUUCCUGCGGCGAUAUUAGGCCAAAUCAAGUGCCAUGAUGGUCCCGGAGGUAUAAUACUCAACAAAAAUUUAAAUAUAUAUUCAUACUCGAUCAGCUGAAAGGGAUCGUUCUCUUCAAAUCUAGCAAUUGAAAGCUUCAGAGUCUUGUAAAUGAAUAAAUCAGUUAUAUAUUGGAUAAUGUGAGUUACAGUAAAAUAACAGAUGAUAUUUCUAUACGUAUUCCAAUUACUGGACUUGAAAACAAACAUCAUGUCAGAUGACCGAGUAUCGUUUAGUUAAAGAUAAAACGUUCCCUUCGUGGCACUUAAUUAACUCUGUGGUUGAAUGAAUGUUGUAAGAUGCAUGAUGGAAACAAAGGAAAGCCGCUACCCGUUCAUUAUUCUAUGAUUUUAGAAUUUUGUGCAUUCACGUUAAUCGACUGAGAGAUACGUUAUCAAUUAUUCAUAUUAUCCGCUGCUGUUUUUUGUUGAAGUAAAAUAGAGAAUAUAUGUAUAUAGAGAUGAAGAAAUGUCAUUCCACUUUGUGCACGCUGAAUUAUAUCAGUGCUUUGAUCUAUGAUUCUAAAUACUUCGCGUUUUUUGAAGUAAUUAUUGUUGAAGCUUGUUACGUUUAAAAGGUAGACAUUAAUUGCCACGCUUUUUAUAAUUUUCCAAGAGCACGCGUGGAACAGUCUCUCGUAUCAAUUGAAA